Racocetra persica is the source of this 288-nucleotide messenger RNA. NCBI's taxonomy places the organism in Eukaryota, Fungi, Glomeromycota, Glomeromycetes, Diversisporales, Gigasporaceae. The record is from the annotation of a GenBank genome assembly.
AUGUUAGAAAUUGGAGCAUUAAGACAAGGCGUAUAUAAGAGUGUACCUUCAUUUUGGGCAAAAAUUCAGAAAUAUGGCGAUCAACUCGGUUAUACUCCAGCACAGAAGAAAACUUACUUCUUAUCUGGAAUUAGACCUGAUAUUAAAGAUGAAAUUUAUAGAAUUGGUCAAACAAAACCUAUUAACGAUAUUAUUGAUAGUUUUGCAGAACUUGAAUUACAUCAUAGAAUAUUACAACAGGCACUAUCUCAACCUCGCCAUGUAUCUAUUGCUUCUGCUAUUCCAGAU